UAAAAAUGGAGAUAUCCUCAAUGGCGCAACACAUGCUGUCAGAGAAGCAAAAAGCCACAGAUAAAAAGCGUCGUCUAUCUAUCUCUAUGUAGGAAACGGACACAAUAUAGUACAUGCCAACGCGGUCGAUGCUGUUCGGGAUCCUUAGCAGCUGAUACAAAGUAACAACAUUUUUACAACAGCUCGCGCUGGAAUUAGUUCGACGGUGGGCAGUCCUGUACACAGGUUCCAUCCCCCAGCCUUCCAUGGCCUCGGCCCCAUCAUCCUGACCUUUAACCCUGACAUAACACAUGGAUGACCUGGAUGCUCUCAGAGGACUCUCUCCUCGACCCCCUCCUCCUGAGGACUCUGUGUCCCUUUCCUCGUCCAGCACCGACAUCAUCAACUUAGAAGAUGGCCACUACAGUGCCCUGCGAGCGGAGCUGGAGGCUGAUGCUCAGGACCUGGAGGGAGAGUCCUGGAGUGUCUCCGUGGACCAGCAGUACAUAAAGAGACUAUACAAAGACGCUAUAAAGAGACAAGAUGUCAUCUACGAGUUGAUCCAGAUGGAGGUGUACCACCUGCAGACCUUGAAGCUGCUGCUGAGUGUGUACAAGUAUGAGCUGAGACGCAGCCUACAGAUGGAGGAGCAUAAGCUGGACAGGAUGUUCCCUCAGAUGGACAGCCUGCUGCACAUCCACCAACACUUCCUGUGGUGUCUUAGAGACUGCCGCGACGGACAGAAUCACUACACAGUCACACAGCUGGGAGCUAUACUCAUCAACCAGUUUUCAGGUGAGAUGGGAGAGAGGAUGAAGGAGAGCUAUGGAGUGUUCUGUAGUCACCACACAGAUGCUGUCAGCUUCUACAAAGAACAGCUACAGAACAACAAGAAGUUCCAGAACUUGAUUACGAAAAUCGGUCGGUUGUCCAUUGUGCGGCGGUUAGGAGUCCCAGAAUGUAUUCUGUUGGUGUCUCAGCGGCUCACAAAGUACCCCGUUCUGGUGGAACGCAUUCUACAGAACACUGAUGUCGAUAGUGAGGAGCACGGUGCACUGGCCCAAGCCCUGGUUCUGAUCAGAGAGACCAUCUCUGCUGUGGACUCUCAGGUCCAUGACCAUGAGAGGGCCUCUAGGCUGAGAGACAUAGGCAGCAGGUUGGAACCUCAUUCUCAGGGCAGGCUGAAGGACGGAAGGGUGUUCAGGAGAGAGGACCUGGCAGAGGGGUCCAGAACCCUGCUCCAUGAGGAGACCAUCAACUGGCGGGCGGCCAACGGAUGGCUGAAAGGGAGUCUGUGUAUGAAGGAUGUCCAGAUCAUGCAGAGCCUGACAGAGAAGCUGCAUAUGUUUGCUGACAUGGCGGAGGCUGUACCAGGGCUGGAGGAUGUAGUGAACCACUCUCGUCUGCUGCUCCGCAGUGACGCCCUAGACCUCCAGCAGGGGGAGACACUGCUCAAGGGGGCCAUCACUGAGGUGGAGAAUCUGCAGAACCUUCUCCUGUCCGGUGUAACUGUGAGAGAUCCCUACCCCCCUCCAAAGGACAGCCUGGGUUCAGGGGGAUACAGUUUGAGGCCAGAAGUGCUACGGCUCUGUCCAGGGGGGCUAGGCCUUGGGGGGCUGUGGAACCUGGUGGCACUCAGGAGAGCCGAAACCUGUGGGGGCUAUGUCUGCAAUCCCAUAACCCCUGUGAAGAAUGGUAAUAUACAGGCGGGAGAACAGCUAGACAGUGUGGCAGGAAGACCUCUAGACAGAGGUCAGCAUUCAAACUCUGACCCCCAGCUACAGGACCUUGACCAAUCAGAGAGUCUGGAACUGUCGGUAGAUGAGUCACCAGCACCAGCAUCAUACUGGAGUUCUCCAUGCCCAAAUCCAUCCUUUCCUGAAGCUGAGUUCUUUGACAGGGUGCUGCUGCUCUCACAAAAACUCUACAGUCUGCUGGCCAUCGUCUCCCAGCAGGACAGCCACAUUGAGUUGCAGCGUGCCUUGCUGUCAGAGCGCGAGCAUCCUGGCCGUCCUCGUGGCAACGUGCUCCUGGAGCAGGAGAAACAACGUAACAUGGAGAAACAGAGAGAGGAGAUGGCUAACUUCCACACGCUGCAGACACAGCAUAGACAAGAACAGGCUCACUGGGAGAAGGAGCAGGAGCGCCACCAGCUGCAGGCGGAGGUCCUGGAGGCGCAGCUAAGACAGAGAGAGGAGGAGUGUAGGAGACUGGAGGAGAAGCUAGCAGAGGAGAGGGGGGAGCUGGAGAGAUGGAGAGAAAUCUACCAACAGGAUCUGGAGAGGCUGAGGGAGUCUACAAGGACUGUGGAGAAACAGAAGGAACGCCUGGAUAUACAGAUGAAGUUGAAGAAGAACAAGACCAUUGCCAACCCUGGGAGUUUUAACUUCAACACUCAGCAGUCGUUCAGAGGGAACCUCCCCCACUCUGCCUCCUUCCGAGGGGACCUCUCCCAGUCGUUCCGAGGGGACCUGAUGGGUGGUUGGACCACGGGAGGUGACGUGACCCCCAUCCAGACCUCCAAGGUCCACGUCCAACCCAGCCCCUCUCUAGCCACAGCUUUCUUCCUGGAGCAGCCCCCAGAGGUGCCCCUUCGUAGGGAGAGCAUCAGCCCUGUGCCCCCUAAAGUGGAGGUCCCCAUUCACCUGAUCAGCACCACCAACCAGGUGGUCCACAAGCCAGGGGCCGUGCAGCAGCAGAUCCCCACCAAGCUGGCUGCCCUCAGCAGCAAGGGCAACGAGAAGGGCAGAAAAAAGGGAUCGCACCAGUGCAUGCAUAGUGCAGCAUCUAUAGACAUGUCUCAGGUGGUGCCGAUCAGAGUGACAGGAAAAGAGUGCGGGAGUCUGAGAGGGAAGAGGACUGUGAGCCCUCACAGGAGCUACCAAUCAGAUCGUUUCUUUAGUCCUCCAGAGCCUCUGUCCAAUGCCAAGCCCUCCCAGACCCAGACCCUGUUGUCCAGCAGCAGCAUGAGGAGGCACUUCCCUCCACCCGAACCUCCUCAUCCUCCACCCUUCCCCAAAGACAUAGCAAGCAAACCAACCAAGGAACGCGUCAUCUAUCUGUAAGGACACAGGGUGAUGCAGGGUAAGACCAAAACCCUAACUCAUAGGGCCUAUGCCAGGGGUCUGCAACUGGGUGCCUGUGUGCCAAAACCUGUCCACAAGUGAUUUUUAUUUGGCCCGCCAAAGUAGUCUGUUCUGAUCACUGUACAGUAAAGAUUUUAUUGGACUUUUCUAAUUCCUGGUACUUAUUGAGUGCCUGUUGAAUUUCCAUAUUGUUCUGAUUAGUGUUUCUGUCAUGGUUUAAGAGGAAUCGUCUCUAACCACUCUCUGCACUCAAGUCUUUACUUUUAAAGGAUUCUUACAUGAAUGUUGAGCGGUGUUGUUAGGAAGCUGUUUAUUAUUAUAACUUGUUUACAGAUCUGAGGUGCCAAGCACGUUUUAUUCUCAGAGCGCAUUAGAAACUACUUUAAUCUAUAUCGUUGACCUGCUGCUUGAAAUCAGAAUGUCUUAAUCAAAAUAAUGCAUUUAUGUCAUAGAAUGUAUGGAAGUAAAUGUAGAUUUAUCUGUUAGAGGGAAUAAUAAUGGUGUAUAUAUAUAUACUGUAUUUUAACACAGAAUAAUUAUGACUACUGGACUUAAAUGAUGCCAAUUCUACUGUGGUUUCUGUCAUGAGGGAGACAGGAGUGGGUGUCGUGACAUUUUGUGGACUGUUGAAUGCAGACAGCCUUACCACGCGAUAUCAACGCUCAACAUGGAGUUUUAGUUGAGUUUUACCACACAACAGCUGCCCUGUGUGCGAGAAUGUACAGAAAUGUUAGGACACUCUGUGUUUAGUUUGAACUGGAGCAAAUCGUUUUUAACUGUAAUAUGGUUAUGUUCUGGGAACAAAGGUAACUUGUAAAUAAUAAUGUUAAGAUUUAA
Molecule: messenger RNA, 3902 nt
Organism: Coregonus clupeaformis (lake whitefish)
Lineage: Eukaryota; Metazoa; Chordata; Actinopteri; Salmoniformes; Salmonidae
Product: rho guanine nucleotide exchange factor 18
Exons: 19
Coding region: 291-3044 (917 amino acids)
Molecular function (GO): guanyl-nucleotide exchange factor activity
Source: RefSeq, a predicted model, not a curated record